Messenger RNA from Trachemys scripta elegans, 2781 nucleotides. RefSeq names its product Purkinje cell protein 4 like 1 (gene PCP4L1). Lineage: Eukaryota; Metazoa; Chordata; Testudines; Emydidae. The transcript has 3 exons. Bases 212 to 565 code for a protein of 117 amino acids. The record is from RefSeq and is a predicted model, not a curated record.
ACCCCUGAAAUAUUUUGAAUGGAGAUGUGGCCCCCUUUAGAAAUCCCUGGCAUAGUGUGCGGUCCCCCAGGGUCUGCAGACCACCCAAGACAGAUGGCUCCAGCCACCUUUUGAAAACCUCCAGUGAAGGAGUUUCCAUGACCUCCCCAGGCAGUCUGUUCCGUUGUUCUGGUGCAGUGGCUUUCAACCUGGUCCGCGGACUACAUCGGAGAUGUCCAAAGGGGGCUGUACCUUCAUUCAAAACCCCCUGGUUUAUCUCAUUGUAGGGCCUGAGGAGCCCUGUCCCAUUCCCACCUUCACAGCUGGCUGCCUCAGCAGAGAGGGCGAGGCCUGGGGAGGCCAGAUCCCUUCUGGGCUGAGGCAGCUCAGCUCCAAUGAGUCCCCAGCCCCCAGCCAGGCUCCCGGCCGUGAGGAGAAAGCCAAAGCCGGGAACACCAAGAAGGUGGAGGAGGAGGAGGAGGAGAUAGACAUCGACCUGAACGCGCCUGAGACUGAGAAGGCAGCGCUUGCCAUCCAGGGCAAGUUCCGUCGCUUCCAGAAACGGAAAAAGGACCCCAGCCCCUGAGCAGCUCUGCCACCCUGUCCCCACCGUCCCCCAUCCUCCCUCUGCCAGCACAGCCCGGCUCGCCCCGUGUUUGCUCGCUCCUGCCCUGCCCAGCCCAGCUUGGGCUGUUGGUAUUUUGCACGUUCUAUGUACCUGGUUUCGGGGGACGAGGGGCUCCCUAGACCUAGCUGCACCCACAUGCCGAGUUCCUGCCUGGGAAAGCGGGGCAUCCUCUUCUUAUAGCCAUGAUGUCGGCACGGCAGGCUCCUGGUGCCAUCCUCAGAAAGCCAUGAAGGAGCCAUGGGCCCCAGGCUGGACAGUGCCUCCUGGGGGCCUCAGGCCAGGGUAGGGGCAGCCCUGGGAGAGUCCUGGGCUGGAAUUCAGAGCCAGUCGGACAUAACUGCCCAUUAGCCCUGGUUAAGCCAACUCCUGGCAUGAGGGGUUCUGCUCUUGAGCACCCCCCAUCCUGAGUGGACACCCCUGAGCCACCCCACCCUGACCUAAGGGGGGGCUGCCCCUUAGCUCCCCUACACCCCCAUCCUGAGCAGCUUCCCAUCAACCCCGGCCCAUGGGGCCACCCACUCCCACCAGGGACCCUGACUGGGACAGCCAGAGGCCCAGGACCAGAUGGGGGGUGGGGGUACAGAGCCAUGCAGGGGGAGGGGAAGGGCCAUAAAGCCAGAUGGGGGGGGAUCAGAGCUGAGUAGACCCAGGACCACGAGGGGCAGGCAGGGCUAGUGGGUGGAGGACAGGGCCUAUGGCCAGGCCAGGAGGGGGAAGGGCCCUAGGUGGGGUGUGUGUGCUGCAGGAUGCCCCCCAGUCCUGUGGGACCAGGCCUGAAUUGCAGAUAAACAGGGCAGGCCCCACCAAAUGUCUAGGCUCCCCCAGGGCCAGGCAGGGGAGGGGGUCUGGGGCCAGGAGAGGGGCAAGGUCACCUUUCCCUCCAGGAUUUUCUUAGACAACAUGGGGGCCAGAGGCAGCUGGUGACCCCUCCCCUGGGCUGGUGUUGCCUGGAGCUGUGGACAGAGGUGACUGUGAGGUGGGGGUGGGGGAAUGUCCAGGCCCUGCUGGGGAGCAGGAGCCAGACUUUGAUCUGCUUCGGCCGGGUGGGGAGCUCCUGCUCUAAGCCCCACGUAGCGAGCACACGAUGUGUCCGUACUGGCUCCUUGGAGAACCCUCCCCACUGCGAACAAGGGGGACUCCCCCCGAGUGGAAACGCCCUCCCCCAUUGGGGGACAAUGGGGAUCCCUUCCCACACAGAGAACAAUGGGGAUCCCCCUGACUGGGAACAGUGGAGACCCCUGUCCCCCAUUAAGAACAAUGGGGGGGGCCUCCCCCCCGCGACUGGGAACAAUGGAGAUCCCCAUCCCCCCACUGUGAAUGAUGGAGACCUCCUGUCCCCCAAUUAGAACAAUGGGGAUACCCCCUACUGGGAACAAUGGGAACUCCCUUCCCCUCCCCCACUGGGAACAAUGGGGAUCCCCCCCCCCGACUGGGAACAAUGGAGACCCCUGUCCCCCAUUGGGAACAAUGGAGACUCCUGAGCGCAAUGAGCAUGGCUGGGUGCCAAGGUGUGGGGAGGGGGAGGGCACUGGGGUGCUAGGGAUUGGGGAGCAGGGCACAGCUGUGAGCAGGAGGAGGUAGCAGAAGGCAGCUGGAGUGAGGGGGUUGGUGGGUCGGAGAUGAGGGCUGGACAGAAAGAAAGGAACAAGUGAGCCAGAGCUGGAGGGGGUGGCAUUCCCCAGGGGGGCUAGCAGAGGGGAGCUCCAGGCACUGGGAGCCCAUGGCACUGCACCCUGUCCCCCCCAAUUAAGAGAGGCACUGAGUCCCCCCCAGCUUAGGCAGGAGUCCUAGGUGCUCCCCUCCCCCCGCUUCCAGGGCCCCAGUCCGUGCAGCGUCUCAGCCGUCUCAGCUGUCCCCCUCCACCCGUGCCCCUCUCAAGGGAUGGGCUGACACCGUCCCACUGUUGUGCCUCCUGCUGCUGGCACAGCCCCCCAGCACUGUAAGGCCUCGGUGUUCCCCAGCAUUGGAUUCAACCCGCCUCCACCCCCAGCCCGCCGGGAGCUGCAGCCCGAGCACCAGGGAGCGCUGUGCAGCUGUGCGCGAUUGGAGGGGCCAGGCCGCACCGUCUCCUGGCCGUAGCGCUGGGGGGACGAUGCGGCCCGCAGGGCGGACACAGCUGCUGCGAGGACUGGCUCUUUUAGCAUGUUUACGUAAUAAAACGUCUGGGAACAGUG